Molecule: messenger RNA, 2472 nt
Organism: Scheffersomyces coipomensis
Lineage: Eukaryota; Fungi; Ascomycota; Pichiomycetes; Serinales; Debaryomycetaceae
Exons: 1
Coding region: 40-2472 (810 amino acids)
Molecular function (GO): ATP binding; nucleic acid binding
Source: RefSeq, a predicted model, not a curated record
CUAUCAACUCAAAAACAUAAGCCCAAAACCAAUAUAUAUAUGAGGCUAAUACCGAUACUGACAUAUAAUGCCCUAAGGGUGAUACAACGACAACACUUAAUACCAAGAUACUUGUCCACUGGGUCAAGAUUCUUCCAACAACAUCAAACAUUCAAGAAACCAAGAACUGAAGAAAAGCCAAUUGCAUUAAAGUAUGAUCCUUCAGGAGAUGGUGAUUUCUUAAGUUAUGGGAUAUUACCAUUCUUACAGGGGACUUUGAAUAAGGUUUUACUUCUUCAAAGUGAAAUAAAAGGAGCAAGACCAGAACAUAAUGCUGUCCCCACAUCAGAACAGAGAAAGUUAUUAUCAGUUUUAAAUUCAAAUCAUAGUUUAAUAUUAAAAGGGAAUUAUGAACAGGGGAAAACAUUAGGAUUAAUGACAUAUGUGUUGAAUAAGGCAUUAUCUCGAGUUCCUAGUUAUGGACCUUUGAAAAAUGUUGGAGUGGAAUCCAUAAUUAUACUUCCUACUGAUGAACUUAUUGAAAAAUAUCAAUUACAUUUCAUGUCAUUACUUGAAGGUAUUCCUGAAGAUUGUUGUCCAGGUGAAUUAACUCCAAGAUCAACUGAAGAUGGUAAUGUGGAAUAUGAUCUUUCAAGAAAACCUUUAAAAAUAGAAUUUUUGGCAAGUAAUAAAAGUCCUCAAAUAUUACAAACUGGACCUACUGAUCCUAAUACCCCUCCACAAAUUUUAAUCACAAGAUUAUCUAAAUUAGAAGAUAUAUUAGACUUGAAGUAUAAAAAUGCCCAUCCAGCCACUAACAUUCGUCAUUUGAAAUCAGUGGAAUUCAUAGCUGUAGAUGAAUUUGAUUAUCUUUUAAAGACAACUGGUAUUAAAUCUGAUGAAAUAAUCGAACCAGUUUAUCCAAAGGGAAAAUAUAAGAAUAAUCUUGAAUUAACCAUAAGAGAUAUCCAAGAUUUUGCUAUGAAAUCAUAUCAAGAUUCUAUCAAGAAAAUCUUAUCUCCAGAAACUGUUGAACCAAAUGAAGAUGAAGAACCAUUUGAAGAUCAAACUACAUUUUCCAUAUCUGAUUUGAAACAUAAAAGAGAAGAUCAAACUAAAAUUACUGAUGAAAAUAUGUAUAAGAGAAUAGAAAAGGAAGCCAAGAAGUUGGUUUAUAAGCCAAUUCAAUAUUGUUUCCUUGGUCAUACUGAACAUCCUCAUAAAGAAGUAUUAGCUAUGAAAGUCAAUCUUGCAGAAAAUGGAGAUACAACCAAUGCCUAUGCCGAUGCUUCUAACUCACCAACAUCAGCACUGAUUGAAAAGUUAAAUAGUGGUAUAAAUGAACAAAAAGCCAAAGAAAAUAUGAAACGAGUAACUGAUAUUCAUACUGCAUUUGUGGAGAAAAUGAUAAGAUUCAAUGAUGAUCAGAGACAAGUUAGAUUAAAGGAAAGACCUCUUAUUUCAGUUCAAGAAACAUUCGCAUGGCCUGAAAAUGGUCAAAUACCAGAUGAAGAAUCAGAACAACGAGCCGUGAAUGCAUACUUCAUUUAUGGUAUUCCUAAUAAAGCAGAGGGAAAUAAGGUUGCAAGAAGUUAUCAAAUAUGUGAUAUAGAUGCUACUAAUUUACCUGAUAAUGAUGUCAAUGACAUCAUGGACGAACACAUUGGGUUUGCCAGACAUUUCCAAGACAGUUUCAAAGAAAAUGAAAGAGAAUUUCUAAAAUUCGUCACUGCUAGUAGAACUGAAAAAUUGGGUUCAACCCAUACCGCUCAAAUUAUUGCUGCAACAGUGAAAAGAUACAGAAAAGAAACAGGUAGUGAGGAUACAUUAUGUGUAGUUGUUCCUGCCGAUAGUAAUAUUAAUGGAAUCACUCAUAAAUUAAGAGUGAAGAAGAAGACAGAUAGAUAUUUCCUUGGAGAAAGAUUCCAACCCCUUGAUUAUAAAAAUGAUUUGUUUUUAAAGCAUGAUGAUCAAGAUGUAUUGGUGGAAAGAAGUAUCCCCAUUAAGAGAAGAAAAAUCAAUCUUGUUGUUGAUCCCACUCAAUUCCUUGGUUUAGAAUACAAGGGUCUCACUGAUGUCUUGGUUAUUGGUUUAAAUACUUUAGUACCCCAAUCAGCAUUUACUCGUGUAAAUACUCAAUUAGAAAAAAUCAAUGGGGUUCAAGAUGCAUAUGGUGAUUUGAUGCCUCUUUUGGUAUCUAAAUUUUUAAAAUCCCCAACUUUCCGUCCUAAGAACAUCUUAUUCUACGUGGGAACUAAAAAGCGAAAAAAUGAUGAUUUAGAUUUUAAAAUCAAGAGAUUCAGUAUGAUGGUGGCAUAUAAUCGAUUAUUAGAUUUGAUGAAUGCUAGAUAUCUUAGGCCAGAUAAGCCUGUUAAACAACGACUUUCAGUUUAUUUAAAUGAAGACUCCAACAAUAUUUUAGAACGUGGAAUUGACAGUAAUAGAAAGGUUAAAAGAACUUUUGUAUAUAGACCUUGGAAAAAGAGAGAUUAG